AUGGUGGAGAUGCUGCCAACUGCCAUUCUGCUGGUUUUGGCAGUAUCUGUGGUCGCCAAAGAUAACACCACGUGUGAUGGCCCCUGUGGGUUACGGUUCCGGCAGAACCAGCAAGGGGGCGUGCGCAUCGUGGGAGGGCAAACCGCGCCCAUUGGGGCCUGGCCCUGGAUGGUCAGCGUCCAGUUCUUCACCUUCUACAACAGCCGGCGGUACCACUCGUGCGGGGGCAUCCUGCUGAACUCCCACUGGGUGCUGACUGCCGCUCACUGCUUCGCCAACAAGAACAAGGUGUACCACUGGCGACUCAUUUUUGGGGCGAGCGAGGUGAUCUAUGGGCACAACAUGCCCGUGAAGCCACCGAUGCAGGAGCGGUUUGUGGAGAAGAUUGUCAUCCACGAGAAGUACAGCUCUGCCCUGGAGCAGAACGACAUUGCCCUCCUGAAGGUCACCCCGCCUGUGCCCUGUGGCUCCUUCAUCGGACCAGCCUGCCUGCCCCGUUUCAAAGCAGGGCCCCCCACCAUUCCCCAGGCCUGCUGGGUGGCUGGCUGGGGAUAUGUACGUGAGAGCGCUCUCAGGCCAUCACCCAUACUGCGGGAAGCCCGUGUGAGCCUCAUCGACCUGGAGUUAUGCAACUCGACCGAAUGGUACAACGGGCGCAUACGCUCAACCCAAGUGUGCGCAGGCUUUCCUCAAGGCAACAUUGACACCUGCCAGGGGGACAGUGGCGGGCCACUCAUGUGCAAAGACAACGUGGAAAACAUCUUCGUGGUCGUGGGAAUCACAAGCUGGGGGGUAGGCUGUGCCCGCGCCAAGCGUCCUGGUGUCUACACAUCGACCUGGUCGUACCUGGACUGGAUCGCUUCCAAGAUUGGUUCUAACGUCUUGCACAAUAUUCAACCUGGCACCCCUCCCCCUCCGACGCCUAUAAAAGUUCCUGUUCGGCCCCCCACUGCCCAGUCCUCCUCUCAUCCUCCCUGGUAUUACCAACGCCCUCCUCAACCCAACCCCCUACAUAUGCCUGCAGUCCAACCCCCACCCCCACCUCCAUCCCUGCCCCCGCCCUCGCCUCAGUCUCCGCCUGCACACCCACCCACCCACCCACACUCACACUCACACCCACAGAAACCCCUACAACCUCCACCUCCACCCCCGCCUCCUACCACCCCUUCCCAAGCACUGUCUUUUGCCAAACGCCUUCGGUUCCUCAUAGAGACCUUAAAGGGUAGGAGCUAUUAUGACAUAGAAGAAAUAGAGAUCUCCGAACCUGCCUCCUCCCUCUGA
Echinops telfairi (small Madagascar hedgehog) is the source of this 1281-nucleotide messenger RNA. RefSeq names its product acrosin (gene ACR). NCBI's taxonomy places the organism in Eukaryota, Metazoa, Chordata, Mammalia, Afrosoricida, Tenrecidae. The record is from RefSeq and is a predicted model, not a curated record. Bases 1 to 1281 code for a protein of 426 amino acids. The transcript has 5 exons. Gene Ontology annotation, biological process: proteolysis; acrosome reaction. Gene Ontology annotation, cellular component: acrosomal vesicle. Gene Ontology annotation, molecular function: serine-type endopeptidase activity.